GUGGCAUUCAGCCCAAGCAGAGCAUCUCAGCACUUACUCCCCAGGCAAACUGUCAGGCCGGUCCUGGAAGCUGACGAAAUAUUUAGGAGCGGACAAUGAUUGGGAAAUCUUACUUCCUGCUAUUACUUCUUCAAGGCGUGGCGACAGAAGAAUGGACAAUGACAACUGCAGCUCGGAAGGCUAUCAAUGGUUCAUGUGUGGUCAUACCCUGUACCUUUGACUUUCCGUCACACCCUUACAAGGCCGUGCAGGGAGCUUGGUUUAAAUACUGGUAUCACUGGAAAUACGCUGUCGUCUACAGCAAUGACCCCAAUUAUGGGAUGUCCACCUUUGUUGGACGUACAGAUAUAAUUGGAGACUUGGAGCAGAAGGAUUGCUCCUUGAAAAUUAACAACCUCAGGCCUGAAGACAGUGACAACUAUUAUUUUUAUGUGGAUGUGGAAGGAUUCGAAGUUCACACCUUCAAAGAACCAGUCCAUCUAAAGGUUCUAGAUGUUCCUGACCGUCCGAAGAUGUUACUCCCGAGGGAUUUACGGGAAGGGACGUCAGCUUAUAUCAUCUGUAAAGCCCUCCACACCUGCCCUGAUAACCCUCCCAAACUGACCUGGAGUGACCUGCCCUCUUCCUCAGUCAGUGACACCACAGAGAGCGAGGGCGAGAUUUUUACAGUGCUGACCUUUAACCCUUCAUACAUUCAUCACCAUCAAACUGUCCGCUGUAUUUGUGACUACCCUCAAACCAACCACCGAGUGUUCAACUCGGUCACCUUGAGUGUGAAGUAUUCUCCCUGCAAUACGUCUGUCAGAAUGACAACAGGAAAAGGAAAGACCAUUUCUCUAAGUUGUUCCGGUGAUGGGAAUCCAGCAGUCCACAGAUUCAGCUGGUUUAAGAUCUCCCAAGGGAAGGUCACUGAUCUGACAUUAUCUGGUCAAACUAGAUCUGUUCCUUAUGGAUUUGAGGUGGAUAUUUCCGACUACAAUGUAGCAACAAACAGCCCGGGCAGCUCACAGUCUCUCCCUGUCCAGAUUCCCAUAGAAUAUGGACCACGGAAUCUCUCAAUUACUUCUCCUCAUAUAAUUAAAGAUUCAUCAAUCAAUAUAAAUGAGGGGAAUUCUGCAGUGAUAAUCUGCUCUGUUGAGAGCUUCCCAGCUUCUAACCUGAUGUGGAGAUAUCUUAAUGUCACAAUGAACAAAACAAGUUCCAACAACGAGCUUUGGUUGGAGAUUCCUCACAUUGCGUACAGUGAGACUGGAGACUAUCAGUGUGUGGCAGAGAAUGCACAUGGAGCAGUGGAGGGCUCUAUAACCAUCACUUUGGAAUAUGCACCACAGAAUCUCUCAAUUACUUCUCCUCAUAUAAUUCAAGAUUCAUCUAUCAAUAUAAUUGAGGGGAAUUCUGCAGUGAUAAUCUGCUCUGUUGAGAGUUUCCCAGCUUCAAACCUGACGUGGAGACAUCUUAAUGUCACAAUGAACAGGACAAGUUCCAACAAUGAGCUGUGGUUGGAGAUUCCUCUCAUUACAUCCAGGGAGACUGGAGACUAUCAGUGUGUGGCAGAGAAUGAAUAUGCAACAGAGGAGGGCUUCAUUAGCAUCACUGUGCAAUAUGCACCACGGAAUCUCUUAAUUACUUCUCCUGUUGUGAUUGAAAAUUCAUCAAUCAAUAUAACAGAGGGGAAUUCUGCAGUGAUAAUCUGCUCUGUGAACAGCUUCCCAGCUUCUAACCUGACGUGGAGGCAUCUUAAUGUCACAAUGAACAGUACAAGUUCCGACAAUGAGGUGUGGUUGGAGAUUCCUCACGUUACAUACAGGGAGACUGGAGACUAUCAGUGUGUGGCAGAGAACGAACAUGGAGCAGAAAACAGCUUCGUAACCAUCAAUGUGCAAUAUGCCCCACGGGAGACCAGAGUGUCCACCAGUGGAGCCUCAGGUGGGAUCAGAGAGGGAAACGACGUCACACUAACCUGUUCCAGUGAAAGUGCCCCGUCGAUAUCUCAUUACACCUGGUUCAGGAUCGAGGGAAACACCAGCACCCAAUUAAACACAAGCAGCCGGAUUCUCUCCUUCACUCCAGUCACACGGGGGGAUGAUGCAGGUUUCUACUGCACAGCAACAAACCCAUUGGGUGACAGCAGCUCCAACACAACCCACCUGAAUGUGGGAUAUGGUCCAGAGCUUUCCCAGGAGUCGGAAUGUGCUUGGAGGGCAGAUGGGAUCACCUGCGUUUGUGUGGCCAACUCAAACCCUCCUGGACACCUCACUUGGCACCUGUCCCAUGCCAACCUCAGUGGUAACCAAACACACGGAGGUUUUGAGUCACAGCAGCUCAGAGCGGGCCAUCUGGUGAUGGGCUCUCUGUUCCUUAUGGGACAUCAGGAUGAAGAGGAAGUGAUGGCAUCAUGCUCGGUUCGAAACCCACAUGGGGCAACCAUGUUCAAGCUGCAUCUUUGGGUCAAAGGGAGAGACUCCAAUAAAUGGAAAGUGGGAUUGGUCAUGGCUGGAAUCAUGCUGAAUGUUUUCCUGGCUGGAAUAUUAAUCUUCCUGUGUGUGCGCAAGAGAAAGACAGCGACUGAGGAGACAGCAUCAAAGACCAAUGAGAUUGGAUUGACCUACAGUCAACUCUCUGUGAAACACCAGGGUUCACAGAACAUGGUGGUUACUGACCUUCAGAACACAACCAGGGACACAACUAGAGAGGGAGAGACAUCAGGUCCCCAGGAUGUCUUUGAUGGUGCAGUGGGCAGAGAUACUGGACACCAAGACAGACCUUCUCCAAGCCAACAUCAACUUUAUUAAGCUACCCAGCGGUGAUGAGACUGUGCACAGGGACAUGGACACAGAAUACACACAGAUCAGAUUCUAGCCAAACAGAGAGAAACGCAGUGGGGGGUGGGGAGGGGGUGGGGGUGGUGUUAGAGGUGCAUGCAGCCAAAAUGAUUGAACAACACUGACAAGAAAAUGGCGUUGCUCAAUUUUGUUGUUAGUUCUAAACAUGCUUUCAAAAUGCUGCACCUUUUUCAUGCCGUCAGAGAUUGCACGAAGCUUAUGAAUAAUUUUACAUGUACUAGUAGAAGCAGUUGUGAUGAAACUUUACAAUAUAUGUUAUCACUAUUUGGGAACUUUGGUUCUAUAAUGGAAGAAUGAUAGAAGUUUAUUCAGACGAAAGCAGCCUAUAACAGAAGUGCUCUUCACAGCAGCCUCCAAAGCAGCAGCACUGUGAGAAAAUGAUCUGAAGAUGGUGAAAUUUUAAUUCCAAAUAAAAUAUGCCCAAUGAUGAUCAUGAAA
Rhincodon typus (whale shark) is the source of this 3281-nucleotide messenger RNA. RefSeq names its product myelin-associated glycoprotein-like. The record is from RefSeq and is a predicted model, not a curated record. Lineage: Eukaryota; Metazoa; Chordata; Chondrichthyes; Orectolobiformes; Rhincodontidae.